Mycena indigotica is the source of this 2910-nucleotide messenger RNA. RefSeq lists its product as uncharacterized. The coding region runs from base 1 to 2910 and encodes 969 amino acids. The transcript is spliced from 8 exons. Lineage: Eukaryota; Fungi; Basidiomycota; Agaricomycetes; Agaricales; Mycenaceae. The record is from RefSeq and is a predicted model, not a curated record.
AUGGCUUUUCUUCGCAAGAAAAGAUCUCAAGUAGACCCACCACCUCUCAUCCGUUCCCCUCCCCCUGUCUCUAAUGUAGCUCCCCCACCGUUAUACGCUCGUUUUGCGACAAGCCCGACAAACGAUGCACACCCACGCGUAGUAUCGUCUCCAAUGGCUCUCGGAGCGGGCCAAAGAAAUGCAGCAGGGCAGAACGGAGCUAUGUCGAGACAACAGCAAGGUUACACCCAGCCAAAUUACGGCCCGCCUCCACCCAAUCGACGAAUCUCAGCCGCGGUCAGUGCAGACAAGCCUCUGCCUGACCCACAUUUCGGCCAGCCUUCUCAUGCUCCUCCAAAUCGACGUACUUCCGCUUACAAUGGUGGACCACCGCAAAUUCAGCCUCCGGAUGGCCCCUACCGUGCUUCUGGUCCAUCUUCUCCACCACCAAGACAGCCGACAUUGGUCCAGCGACUGGAACCCGACUCGCCACAACUGAACUCAAGGCUGAAAACGGUCGCUCAGCCUGAAAUUCGGACGGACAUGGGUGCGACAAUCAGCUCGCUCCAAGUCCAAUCUUUUCACCCAUCUGAGCCUGCAUUCAAGGCCCUAAUUCCUGCCCAACCCGUUCAAUCCCGGAGCAAUGUUCCCAAACGCUCCCCAUCAGGACUAGUAAAGGGUAAACCGCUCAUAUUUGCUGCUAUGGAGCCAGAGAAUGCCGAUGAUGUCAACAACAACAAUAAUUUUUACUCUUCUCCGCCCAUCGAGCCUGCCAGAUCGCCGCCACCACUACUCCCGCCCCAACAGCGUCUUCCGACACUUGCACAUGACACUUAUGACCCUUUCGAUGCGGGUUUCUCGAAGAAUGUUCUCCAAAGUAUCAAUUGGAGUGAACAGCCCCUGCGUCAACCAGUACAAACUCCUCGACCGCUACCUCGCAUCAACAACCCGCCAUUACCGCCACAACCUCCCAAAUUACCACCAUCCCUUCAAACACAGUUGCCACCAGCAAUCCCCCAAUCACCGCCGCGAGUUAUUCAGCAACCUGUUCAGCAUGUCCCUUCUCUCCCAUCCUUGUCAUCACCAUCAAGUCCCCCACCACCUUCAUCACCUGUCCCACACACGCCGCGAACUUUAACCAAACCGCGUCCUACUACUCCACAGCGCAAGCAAAGCAAUGCUGCACUGCAGUUACCAACUACAAUAGAUCGUGAUGACGCAUCGUCCAGAGCUUCAACAUUGAUGCUUGAUGACGAUCCGUUUGCGAAAGUUGAGCCUAUUCGAAUGCUCAAACCGGCUUCGAGAGACGGCAUCCCUCAAUCGCCAUCGUUUCCGCCAGUCGAAGACCAAUCUUUACCGGAACCUGUUGAAGAAGUGCAACUCCCCGAGCGGCCAGUAACGCCCAAAGUCCCAUCAGAGUUGUUAGAAUUGCUCAAUAUCACACCUCCCAAACCACGCCCCCCGCCAUCACCUGUUACUCCUGAAGAAUACCGCACCGCUCGCUCACAACGGCGAGGGGAUCAACUCGGGAGAGCCCCACCUGCAUCACUGGCCGGGAUUGCAGUGAAGGAAUCACGUAUCCCUGGACCAUUUCCGCUCGUGGAUUUCAUCUUGGAUGCUCAGCUGCUGUCGGCAUUGCUGGAAUACCUGUCUUUCUACGAGUGGUGUGUGUUGUCGGCCAUCACUAAAGCCCUACGCUCCAAGCUUGUUGGCACGAAAGAUCUUCGCGAAGUAGCAUUGGAGCGUUUUCUUCGUACGGUAGGGUAUGCAAAGUGGGCUUGGGAGCCUGAUAAUGACCCAUUGGAGCUUUCUUUACUCGACUUGCAUGACUAUAUGCGUGGCGUCAGUCUUCCAUCCCACGAACAUGCACGGAUAGGAAACGAAUACGUCCAAUCAUUCAACUUUCCACCAGCAGCUCGUGAUCCUACAACGUUGGCUUUAGCGCGAAAUCUCACCAUGUCGACACGCGCCUACUCUCGCGUUGUACUACGACUUCGUGCUCAAGCAGAGCGUGAAGCUAGCGAGAUGGCGCUGCUCAAACCCUCAAACACACUUGUCAACACUAGGAAACGUUUCACAAAUAACGGCUACACUUCUAAUCGUUCAAGCCCUUCCCGGGGUUCUAGUCGGCCACCGUCUCCUAGCUCUUUGUACUCUGGCCAUGCACAGCCACCUCAGCCAGCUCUCACCUUCAGAUCUCCCCUCUUUAGGCUAAAGCGAGCGCCGUUAUUGAGAGUGUUCGUGCCAUCUCCUGAUGGCGACUGGUUGUCCGACAAGAGUGUUCUGGAAUGCGAGGCAGAGCUUAAGCGUGCAGGUGUUCUUGGUCUCCUUCGUGCUGGCGACGUAGUUUGGGACAUUGCCGUUGGGGAUGAGGGGAAUGUAGGACGGUUAGUUUGGGAUGGGAGUUACUUGAUCGACCUGGAUUACAAAUAUUCCACGGUGGGCGAUCUACCGCAAUACCUCCCAACAUUGGCGUUCCCGCCGUCGUAUUUCCAUCGCGUGAUUCGAACUGGAGCGGACGCUUCUAACCCUAUAGCCCAUGUCGACAUAGCACCCUGGGGUCAAGAAAUAGCUGCCAAUCUUCAACUCCUCCAGGAUCGCAUCCGAACAGAAACCCCCCAAGGCAACGUCCAUAACGUUGUAAGAUGGGUCCAUCGCUCGUCAUUUGUUAUCCGAGCACCGGGAAAGGCCCGACUCUACGUUGAUUCUGGGUGGUAUGGCACUAUCGUCGUUGAGACAGAAGGCACGAACGAAGCACUUGCUGACCUGCAGGAUCGGUGUCCGGGUGCGUUCCCACCGCGAGCUGGUGGGCCCCAUAUGCUUAGCAAAGAGGCCAAGGAGGCGAAGAAGGUGUUCAGAAUUCUGCGGGAGAAGAGUCGACCAAGCGAAAUUUGGAUACGGGCCGUUAGCCCUAAGGAACGACUUCUCUAG